This is a messenger RNA of Theobroma umbraticum, 859 nucleotides long. The record is from RefSeq and is a predicted model, not a curated record. Lineage: Eukaryota; Viridiplantae; Streptophyta; Magnoliopsida; Malvales; Malvaceae.
AACUAAGGUUACUGUUGACAGGUGCAUGCCGAUGGUUAUUGAGCUUUACAAAAUGGCAAUAUCCUAAUAUAUUUUAAAUUUCGUUUUUUUCUUCCUGAUAAUGUCUCUCAUCAUAGCAACCUUUCGUUUUCUUCUGCUCCAUCGAUUCAUCCACUCCUAUGUGUUCCAAGCUGCCGGUAGAGCGAGAGAGAAGCGUAUUUCGAAAGAGAUGGACUCUCUUAUUGAAAGUAGGGUUGAUGAACAUAAAUUAACGAGGCUUAAAAUAGGAGCAAAAAUCAAUCAAGACUUCAUCGACGUGCUGCUAUCUGCAAUAGAGGAUGAUUCCAUGUUUGGCCAUACACGAGAAACGAUUAUCAAGGCAACAGUAACGGUUCUAAUCUCAGCAGGUAGUGACUGGACAUCCCUUACGUUGACGUGGAUUUUGUCCAACUUGAUGAACAAUAGACAUGCCAUGAAGCGUGCUCAAGAAGAGCUAGACCUCAAAAUCGGUAGAGAUAGAUGGGUGGAGGACUGUGAUAUUGAGAAAUUAGUCUAUCUCCAGGCCAUUAUUAAGGAAACAUUUCGCUUGUAUCCAGCAGCACCUCUAUCAGUUCCCCAUGAGGCAAUGGAAGAUUGUCGUAUUAGCGGCUACCACAUUCCAAAGGGCGCUCGUUUGUUUGUGAAUGUAUGGAAGUUGCAAUAUCAUCCAAUAGUUAAUAUCAAGCCUCUUAGAUGUGCAUAUUUCUCCACCCAUAUUUCUCUUUUUUCUUUUCUUAUUUUUCGUGCUAGUCGGCAUAAGCCCCGUUCCUGCCACAACAACAUUUACGCUAAGGAGAUUCCAGUUUUUAGGAGUGACUACAAUGAGGAAGCACGAAUUUAG